AUGACAUGGAGACCAAGGUAUUUCGAUAUAGGUGUCAACUUCUCAGACCCUAUGUUUCAAGGGUGUUACAAUGGGUCCACAAACCCUAAGCACCCAUGUGAUAUUGAAGAUGUCAUCAACAGAGCCCAUUUGUUCAAUGUGGAUAGAAUGUUAAUUACUGCGUCUACCAUAAAAGAGAGUCGAGACCACUUUCUAUUGUGCGAAAAGUAUCGAAAUCAGUUCAGCUCAACCGCGGGUGUCCACCCUUGUUCAGUUGCCAGUGAGGUUUAUGUAAAGGAUGGAGAUAAUUACACCGAAGAGUUGAGGCCCGAUGUUGACGAGAAACUCGCAGAGUUGCGCGAUAUACUUAUUGAAGGGUACAAGACGGGGCACGUGAAAGCCUUUGGGGAGAUUGGAUUGGAUUAUGACAGACUCCAUUAUUCCACUAAGCACCAACAGCUUGAAAUGUUUAAACGACAAUUGAAUACAUUACGCGAACUUGAUUUCAGCCUUCCGUUGUUUUUGCACAUGAGAGCUGCUUGUGAAGACUUCAUAAAGAUAAUUAAACCGUUCAUGGACGAUGGUAUUGUGAAAAGUGGAGUGGUUCAUUCGUUUACUGGGACUGAGGAAGAGUUGAACAGCUUACUAGAGCUCGGGUUUUACAUCGGAGUCAAUGGUUGCUCAUUAAAGACUGAAGAAAACUUGAUCGUCGCAUCCAAAAUACCCGUGAACAGACUCAUGAUUGAGACAGACGCACCAUGGUGUGAAAUAAGAAAGAGUCAUGCUAGUUACAAAUUAAUAUCACCGUACCCAAACAUGUUUUACCCAGAGAUAGAGACUGUCACAUUGAAUGAAGUCAAACCCCAGUUCAAGCUAGACGAGAACUUGCCAUUCCCAUCAAUCAAAAAGGAGCACUAUGAAAAGCAUUCACAAUGCGUUCAACAAAAAGUUGAAAAUACUGGGGAUGCAUCCGUUCUAGAGACGAGGAUCGGUAUCUUUAGCAAGCCAAUGAUCAAAUCUCGCAAUGAGCCCGUUCAAGUGGGCCAUGUAGCUGAAGUGCUUUGUAAGCUACAUGGUAUAACCGAUUCUCACGGAAUAGAGAACUUUAUAGAUACAGUUUAUAACAACUCAGUGAAAAUGUUUCAUUAA
This is a messenger RNA of Lodderomyces theae, 1128 nucleotides long. Its product is annotated as 3'-5'-exodeoxyribonuclease. The record is from RefSeq and is a predicted model, not a curated record. Gene Ontology annotation, molecular function: 3'-5'-DNA exonuclease activity. Gene Ontology annotation, cellular component: cytosol. Bases 1 to 1128 code for a protein of 375 amino acids. The transcript has a single exon. NCBI's taxonomy places the organism in Eukaryota, Fungi, Ascomycota, Pichiomycetes, Serinales, Debaryomycetaceae.